Messenger RNA from Kickxella alabastrina, 852 nucleotides. Its product is annotated as eukaryotic porin/Tom40. Gene Ontology annotation, molecular function: voltage-gated monoatomic anion channel activity. Lineage: Eukaryota; Fungi; Kickxellomycota; Kickxellomycetes; Kickxellales; Kickxellaceae. Gene Ontology annotation, biological process: monoatomic anion transmembrane transport. The record is from RefSeq and is a predicted model, not a curated record. The coding region runs from base 1 to 852 and encodes 283 amino acids. The transcript has 3 exons. Gene Ontology annotation, cellular component: mitochondrial outer membrane.
AUGAUUCCCCCCAACUACUCCGAUAUCUGCAAGCCCGUCAACGACCUGUUCAGCAAGGACUACCCAUUCGGUGCCGUCAAGCUCGAGGUCAAGACCACCACCGCCAACGGCGUUUCGUUCACCGUCAACGGUGCCCAGGACAUCAAGUCGGGAGCCAUCAUUAGCGAGCUCAAGACCAAGUACGCCGACAAGGUCAACGGUCUGACUUACACCGAGUCGUGGAACACCGCCAACCUGAUCACCGGUCAGGUCGAGGUCGCCAACAAGUUCGCCAAGGGCCUGAAGAUUGAGCUUUUCGGUUCGUCCGCCCUCAACUCCAACAAGCGCGCCCUCCGCUCCAAGAUCAACUACCAGCAGGAGAACAUCUUUGCCCGCGUUAACGUCGAUGCCCUGAACCCCGCCGUCACCGCCGAUGUCACCGUCAGCCGCGAGGGCGCCCUUGUCGGUGCUGAGCUCGCCUACGACGUCAACAGCGGCGCCGUGACCAAGACCAACUCGACUCUUGGCUACGCUGGCCCCGACUACCUGCUCACCCUGCAGGGCAACAACUCGCUCAACCUGUUCCAGGUCGCCUUCUACCAGCGCGUCACCAAGAACGUCGAGGCCGGUGCCCGCGCCGUCUACGACUACAAGAACCCCGAGGGCGGUGUCUCUGCCGAGAUCGCCAGCAAGUACAUCCUCGACAAGGAUGCCUACGUUAAGGCAAAGGUCGACAACGCCGGCCGCCUGGGUCUGUCGUUCACCCAGCUCCUGCGCCCUGGCGUCAAGCUUUCCCUGGCUGGUCUCUUUGAUACUGCUCGUCUUCAGGAGAACACGCACAAGCUCGGUGCUGCUCUGACCUUCGAGGCUUAA